Messenger RNA from Racocetra fulgida, 775 nucleotides. The record is from the annotation of a GenBank genome assembly. Lineage: Eukaryota; Fungi; Glomeromycota; Glomeromycetes; Diversisporales; Gigasporaceae.
AUGUACGCUGAGAUGCAACAGGAAAAAAAGUGGACGCUUUCCACCGGAAAUAUAGUGGAAAAUUCAUUGUAUUUCUUGGAUUUAAUUGUUGAAAAAGUCUUCACUAAAAACGAAUUACAAGAGAUCCGCAGUUUUCAGACAAAGCAAAUGCCAUUGAUGCCUUCCGAAUUAUUAAAAUAUCUCAACAAAUUCUCAUUUUAUAGAUUACAAGAGUAUGAAUCAAAUACCUUGUCAUCAAAUCAUUUAGAACUUUGGUAUCUUGUCCACGUUUGGAGUUUUAUUGAUAAAGUGUUUAAUGAUAUUGAGGAAUUGGAAAUAGUAAGCUUGUCAUCUUCUAGAAAAAAUCGUGACAGGGCUGUGUCCGCUGUAAUAGAUAUGAAAAGGAAAAUGAUUGGGCGAAGGGGUGAUAUGAUAAUCCAAGCAGGUCGACAGUUUGAGGGACAGAAUGGAACAAAGCUAUUGUUGGAAAGAGGUUUAAAAAUGCCUAAAGUUAUGAAGGACAUGUUCAAUCAAUUAUGCAAUACUUUCGAUCAUGAUGAACGCAAAACCCAUUCACCAGCAGGUUAUGUAUGUCGUAUAUCACGAACAAAAUCUCACUUUAUCGCAUCGAAUAUUAAAGAAUUCGGGCAAAAAACGCUUCCUGUAAUUGUGAUGGCUUGGAAAGCCAAGGACUCCUGUAAUACGACUCCACCUCCUUCACAAAAACGAGAAAUGAUAAAAUUACCAUCAUGUUCAGACACUCCAAAAUCAUCAAAGGAAGUUAGAGAGAUUCCAC